GAUGGGGAGUGGGGGGUUCGUUUGACCCGGAAAAAGAGCGAGAGUUGCGAGGUGGUCGGUCGGAUGCUGGUGCGGUGCGGUGACGGCUGCAUCUCCGCGGGGGACUCUCGCCAGACCAGAGCCGGCUGACAAUUUUUCGCUGUGGGUGUCGCUCGGUGUGAUGUGGAGGAUCAGAAAUGCCUUAUGUGGAUCGACAGAAUCGAAUUUGUGGAUUUUUAGACAUUGAAGAAAAUGAAAACAGUGGAAAAUUUCUGCGCCGUUACUUUAUACUGGACACUCAUGCAGAUAGCUUGCUGUGGUAUAUGGACAAUCCACAGAACCUUCCUUUAGGAGCAUCGCAUGUUGGAGCUCUUAAGCUUACCUAUAUUUCUAAGGUCAGUGAUGCAACAAAGCAGCGACCAAAAGCAGAGUACUGUUUUGUUAUUAAUGCAGGAAUGAGAAAAUACUUUCUGCAAGCCAAUGAUCAGCAAGAUUUGGUUGAGUGGGUGAAUAUUCUGAACAAAGCCACCAAGAUCACAGUGCCAAAACCAUCAGAUGUUCAGUUGAACACGGAUAACCAGAAUUGUCUCGUGGAGGGGCCAUGUGGACGGAAGCCUGGACCAUACAAAACCGAAAUUAUUGGUGGUGUUCCUAUUAUUACACAGACUAGCCAGGAUGGAAUGGAAUUUCUCGAAGGAAUUGACAAAAGUAAUUUGAAGCGUUCCCAAAGUCAGCUAACGUAUUUUAUUGGUAAACCUACACCUGAUCAAGCAGUCAUUAAAAGUGGUUACUGCGUUAAACAAGGAGCAGUGAUGAAAAACUGGAAAAGAAGAUAUUUCAUACUAGAUGAAAAUUCCAUAAGUUAUUACAAAUCCGAUCUGGAUAAAGAGCCGCUUCGCAGUAUACCACUUAAGGAAGUUAAUAAAGUUCAAGAAUGUAAACAAAGAGAAAUCUUGUUACGAGACAACUUGUUUGAAAUAGUCACUAAUUUUAGAACAUUUUAUGUUCAGACUGACAGCCCUGAAGAUAUGCACAACUGGAUCAAGGCAAUAUCUGGUGCAAUAGUAGCACAGCGAGGUCCUGGAAGAUCAGCAGCUUCUAUGCGGCAAGCCAGACGGCUGUCGAAUCCUUGUAUACAGAGGUAUACAUCAAGAACUGGUGAAUGCAGCAUGAGCCUCUCGACACUUGCACAGCAGAAUCCAGCGCAGUCUCAUCAUUCGCAAAAACAUCAGCCAUCUAUAAUCCCCACAAUCUCACCACCAGUAUCCCUGCAGACCACAAUACCCAGCAUCUCCAGGAGAAGCGAGGAUUUCACAAGUCUUCUUCCAUGGCUCAGUCAGAGCCGAACAAGAACCAGACUCUCUCUACCAGAAAACCAGCUGCCAAAGUGAUGAAAGAUGACUCUGUGCUUCAAAGUAAAAAUGGCAUGCAGGAGGAUUACCCUGUUCCUGUAGAUCUGGAUGAUGCCAGCCUUCCUGUUAGCGACAUCUGAAAAUGGAAAUUGAAGGUCUACAUCAUGUGUUUUGGAGCUGUAAGGAAGACAAGAGUUUACUCUCAUAUUCAAACCUUUGCUUCUAGAUUCACCUCUAAUCUAUGUAGUGAAGUGAACCAGCUAAGAUCACUCUGACAGAUUCCAUGUUCCAAUAUCAAUAGAUACAUUUGGAUCAAUUAAGUGUUCCAUUAUCUGCCUACUUUGUUUGUGCCUGAAGAACAUUUUAGUGUACUGCCUUGGUCCUAAAGAUACUGCACCUUGUCACUAAACAUACAGAUUACUUUUUUAUAUAUUUGGGUCAGUAAAAAUUUCCAUUGUGGAAAAUCUUAUACUAAUUCAUCAGUCUUUAACUUGGGGGGGGGGGGGGGUCUGUGUUUUAAUGUAUCAAAACCCUUUUUGCUUAAAGUGCCUGACUUUACAUUCUGGAACCAAGUUUUCAAAUGUAUCAAUAUAUGGUCUAUAUUGCACAAUGUCACAUUUUGUUAUCUUAAAUUAAUUUGGAGGAGAUGCUGUAAUUUGAUUGGGUGAAUUUAAAUUGAUAGAAUUAUACUGUAGCUCAUUUGGUUGCCCGUGCAAUACUUUUCACUAAUCAUAAACUGCAAAAGUUAUUAGUAAUAUCACGGGGUGAAUGUGAAUAGUGCUGCAUGUAUUUUUGUUAAAUAUUUUUAAUUAUAUAAGCAGAAUCGUAUGCAGAUGUCCACCAAAUAUUUUCAUGUUGAGUUCUCUGGAGGGUUAGUGGGUGAAUGUCUUGAACACGAUAUUCAGCUAACUGGUUCCUAUGUGGAACUCGAGGAUCUGUAAAGACUUGAAGAAACACCUAAUUGGAGCAUUAAUAGGAAUUGGACAUUGCAUUUUGGUUAAGUUCAUAUGGAUAUUUUUAUGAUGAACAUGUGGCAGUCACUUGAGUUAUGGUACAUACGUUAAUUCCUAUUUAGUCAAUAUGCACAGUAAUUAAGUUUUUACCUUUAAACUGCUAGUAUUUCUGUAGAUUUUAAUCAUAGGAUAUCAUAGUGUAUUUUCCACUGAAGAAUUUGGGAUAAAAUAUUUAUUUCACACAUACUCUAUAGGAGUUGUCAUUAAUAUUCAUUUGUUUGUAUGGAAAAUUAACUUUUUCUUUGGGAGAUGUUUUCAACUGUUACAUCUGUUCAGUUAGUGCCAAAUGUGGGGAACUAUUUGGGUAGGAAGGAAUUGGAACUGCUGUAUACUGUGUGAAUAGGACAGCUUAUUUUUUUUGUAUCUGAUGUAUUACAUUAACGUGUUCAUCCAAUUUAUGAUUUUAAUGCAAGAAAUUAUGCUUGGAUGCUGUAAAAUGUUUUAUUUUCUGACCUGCUGCUCAACUGAAAAUGGUAAGUAAGGAAAGUCCUGGUUGCAAAGGCUGAACUAUCACAUGGUAUGUCAGCAAUUCAGUUUGGGAAUUAUUUGGAAAAUAGGAGCCCCCUGUGGAAAAGCUAACUCAUUACAACUUUAAAAAACUUGGCGAUGCCUGGAGGGUACUUUGUGUUACAGAUUUUUGAAGUUAUAGCAGUUGCUGGGCUUAAUUCCACAAUCUUACUUUGAUCGAUUAAUUUAUUGGUGGAUUUUGAUAAACAAAAGUAUCAGUAGCUUGAAUCACUUUAAUGCUUCAAUUGACAAAAUGGUUAACUUUUGUUUUUCGAAGUACUUCAUAGAUUUACAUUUGUUUUCUGUAGUGUUAUAAAUUUUGGAGGCCUUCAGAACAUCGGGGUUUUCCAAAUUCAAACAUAGUUUAAUUGUUACAUGACUUGAUGAAAAUAUUUACUAUGAUUAAUCUCAUAGCAGCUUAAUUUCAUAUUUAAAUCCUGUGAUGUUGCAUGCCCGAGUUUUGCAGUUUGCUUUGUUUAAGUUUGUCGUUGGAAAGAACAAAAUACAUUAAUGCAGGGCUCUUUUUUUUUAUAUAAUCAACCGGUAUAGCUGUGCCUCUAGUGUUAACAUGUUUUGAUAUUGGUUGUCUACAGUUUGUGUUCUAAAUUAAAUAGUUUAACUGCUAAUAUCUCUUAUUGUUGAACAGGGUCAUCAAUAUAUGUAACAUAGUACAAAUAUCAAAGAUGAUCACUUUUUAAACUGAGGGUGAAAGUGCUCCUGACAUUACCUUUUGAACACACUAAAGCUUCUGUUCCCUUCCCACUGCGACAAUGAAAAUUGAAAUAUCUGAAUUGCGUUUUACCACCCAAAAUGGAUAGAAAAGAUGAAAAAAUGAUUCCUCACUUGAUCAGUUUUCUUUUCCGUGUGUGGAAAUAAAUUGUUUGGUUAACUACAUUUAUUCUUAAAAGAAGCCUGUUGUGAAAAGUUACCUUUAGAACCUGAAAAAUGUUCAUAUGUUUAGUUUAAUAUUUUUAUUUUUAUAAUUGUAGAUUUGCUAAGCUUGUUUGGCACUGGUACUGCUUCUGAUAUUGCAUGUGCUACUGCUGUAUACUUGAAAACAUUCUGUAUGGAUUGGGUGAAGAAAUUGACUGCAUUUACACUAUUAUAGGGGACUAUAUUCAACUACUGGUGAACUAAAAAUAUCUAAUAUUUGAGUUGGGAAAAUGUCUAUUUCUGAAUUAGUCUGCUAACAAAAACUUUUAUUUAUCUUUGCUGAACUUUUUAUAUAAAUCUAUUAAAAUGUUUAAAUUAUUUUUGAUGGCUAUGUAAGGAGUGUCCUGGACGAUGUUUGCUCAUCUGAGACAAUAAAAUAAUACAUGAUUUUUA
Hypanus sabinus (Atlantic stingray) is the source of this 4177-nucleotide messenger RNA. RefSeq names its product pleckstrin homology domain containing, family A (phosphoinositide binding specific) member 1b (gene plekha1b). NCBI's taxonomy places the organism in Eukaryota, Metazoa, Chordata, Chondrichthyes, Myliobatiformes, Dasyatidae. The transcript is spliced from 13 exons. Bases 177 to 1370 code for a protein of 397 amino acids. The record is from RefSeq and is a predicted model, not a curated record. Gene Ontology annotation, cellular component: cytoplasm; membrane. Gene Ontology annotation, molecular function: PDZ domain binding.